CUAUAUCAGCAAAUUAACAUCUACAGUCCUCAAAGCCCUUUUACAAAUUUCUUGAUCGACCCAGAAAUCCACUCAACCUAGAAUUCAAUCCUUUGAUUCAGGUGAUUCUGGAAAUCAGCUCGUUUGAUCUCAACUGUCUGGGUUUAAGUGUGGUGAUUGAGCACUUAUGGAUCGGCUAAAUGGUUCUCCACGUCUCAUGAUAGUUUCUGAUCUUGACCAUACAAUGGUGGAUCAUCAUGAUCCAGAGAACCUCUCACUGCUUAAGUUUAAUGCCUUAUGGGAAGCCGAUUACCGUCAUGAUUCACUGCUAGUUUUCUCGACUGGGAGGUCUCCUACACUUUAUAAACAGUUGAGGAAAGAGAAGCCCAUGUUAACCCCAGAUAUAACAAUAAUGUCGGUGGGAACUGAGAUAACAUAUGGUGAUUCAAUGGUGCCAGAUGAUGGUUGGGAGCAAUUUUUGAAUCAGAAAUGGGACAAAAACAUUGUUGUGGAGGAAGCAUCCAAGUUUCCCGAACUCACUUUUCAGUCUGACACAGAGCAGCGACCACACAAGGUGAGCUUUUAUGUAGAGAAGGGUAAAGCCCAGGAGGUGAUGAAGGCUCUUUCAGAGAGGCUGAAGAAACAUGGGUUAGAUGUAAAAAUAAUUUACAGUGGUGGGAUGGAUCUUGAUAUUUUACCACAAGGUGCUGGCAAAGGACAAGCUCUUGCAUAUUUACUUAAGAAGUUCAAGGCUGAAGGCAAGCCACCGAAAAACACUCUUGCAUGUGGUGAUUCUGGUAAUGAUGCCGAGCUUUUCAGCAUCCCAGAUGUACAUGGUGUAAUGGUUGCAAAUGCCAUGGAAGAACUAUUACAUUGGCAUGCUGAAAAUGCUAAGAACAACCCCCAUAUAAUUCAUGCUACUGAAAGGUGUGCAGGAGGGAUCAUAGAAGCAAUUGGUCAUUUUAAGCUAGGUCCAAGUGUAUCUCCAAGAGAUGUUAAAGAUUUCUCAGAGUGCAAAGUGGAACAUUUCCAUCCUGGUCAUGAAGUGGUGAAGUUUUACUUGUGCUAUGAGAGAUGGCGGCGUGGAGAAGUUGAGAAUUCGCAGCAUUUUUUACAGAACUUGAAAGCAGUCUUUUAUCCAUCUGGAAUCCUUGUCCAUCCUUCUGGAGUUGAGUGCUCUCUUCAUAGCUGCAUAGAUGCAAUGGGAAGUUGUUAUGGAGACAAACAAGGAAAACAAUUCCGGAUAUGGACUGAUAGAGUUUCAUGUGCACAGAUUGGUUCAGACAUAUGGCUCGUUAAGUUUGAUAAGUGGGAACUCUCUGAUGAAAAACGGCAAGGUUGUUUGAGCACAGUUUUGUUAAGUACGAAGGGUAGUACAUCAUCAGAAGGCCCUAUUUGGAUGCAUGUGCAUCAGACGUGGUCGGACGGAUCAGGUUUAAAAGAUCAAACAGGCUGGCUUUUCUAGAUUAGGCCUCUAUUAAUAUGUCAUUCUACUUGUUUUAAUUAACAAUCCUCCAUUUCCAUUGGGUCAUGCAUGUAAUGUCUAGUAUAACAAUUUUCACUUUCAUUUCUCAGCAAUACUCGAGGGCUGUUAAUUAAUUUUUAAUUGAAGAAAAUUUACCAGUUUCCUUGC
Messenger RNA from Telopea speciosissima, 1612 nucleotides. Its product is annotated as sucrose-phosphatase 2-like. Bases 167 to 1444 code for a protein of 425 amino acids. Gene Ontology annotation, molecular function: sucrose-phosphate phosphatase activity; magnesium ion binding. Gene Ontology annotation, biological process: sucrose biosynthetic process. NCBI's taxonomy places the organism in Eukaryota, Viridiplantae, Streptophyta, Magnoliopsida, Proteales, Proteaceae. The transcript has 10 exons. The record is from RefSeq and is a predicted model, not a curated record.